CUCGCGUCACAUCAUCGGGGGUACCACACAUGCGCAGUAGAAUCUGGUCUGCACUCGCCGAAAUUGAGCCAAUAGCAACGCACGACCGCAUCUCCAGUUACACUGCGCAUGCGUUAAACCCCGCUACCCAACCCGUGUCCUCACCUCUUUCCAUAGGCCUUGGCGCACACCCGGAAGUAAAUAGAAACAACAUUUUCAUUGAUAACAACCAUGGAUGUAUUAAAAGAACAAUAACAACCGGUGUUUGUUAUAACGGAAGAUUAACGGCAGUCAUCACGGAGAGGAACUGUUGUUCUCUCCUCUCACAUGGGUCACUGUGACCAUAUGACAAGGACUGAAUAUCGAACAAACAACUCAUCAGUAGUGUUGCUGGUAGAACCCUACCGCUACCUACCGUUACCCUACCGUUACCGUACCGUUACCCUAGGGUUAGGGCAGGAUGGCGAGUUAUGUGAAGUUCCACACUCAGCUGGCGUCCAUCAUGGAGGUGCUGGCUAACGCGGCGGUGGCUGAGAUCUGUCAGCUGGUGGAGGACGGGUUCGCCUCUCUGAGGCUGGAGGUGUCCCGGAGCCAGAGAGAGAACCUGGAGCUGAAGAGCACCCUGCAGAGCCAGAGAGAGAACCUGGAGCUGAAGAGCACCCUGCAGAGCCAGAGAGACCACCUGGAGCUGAAGAGCACCCUGCAGAGCCAGAGAGAGAACCUGGAGCUGAAGAGCACCCUGCAGAGCCAGAGGGAGAACCUGGAGCUGAAGAGCACCCUGCGGCUGAUGGAGGUCCGUUCAGGAGAGCCCAGCCCCUUGCAGGUGGAGGAGACCUGUACCAGGAAAGAUCACGUCGGAGAAGACAGCUCUACCAUUUCCAAAAGAAAAGUCAAGUCCACCAUGCUGGAGAAAACUGACACUCAGGGGUCACAGCUGGUGGUUGUGACGGAGCAGCCGGUGGAGCCAGAGGUGGUAGUGAUAAAGAAGGAAAGGCUGGAGGAAGAGCUGGAAGACCAUCAGACAGCUUCUAACAUCAGCAUUGGUCCCCAGUAUCUCUCUCUUGCUGCUGAGAGCGACCGCCCUCGGAAUGUUGAAGCAGAAAUCCCCAGAGUCAGUUUGUCAGGUCGGUAUGACAAUCGGGACUUUCCCAGACCUGAAGCUCAGCAGCAGGAAGAGGAAGGAGUGGAGGAGGCCAGUACUCCGUGUCGGUACUCUCAUCCAGCACACAGAGGUGGUGGUCCAAACAGAGCCAGAGAAAUGACGGACUUGACCAAAGAAGAAGAAAAACAUGUUGUAGAUUCCAUUGACUCUCUGUCGGCUGAGUCCAGUAGUAGUAAAGUUCCUGAUGACGAGACUGCACCGAUGGCGACGCUGGAUUCAGAGCCAUCACCUCCAAACAGCGGAGUGAAGGGUUUGUGUGGUGCUGCAGCAGACUGGAGGGGAGAGGCAGUCAAACUGGAAGCUGAACCCUCCUGGUCUGAAGCUUUUCGGACAUGUAAUCCUUUACUUUCUGUCACUAGAAAUGAGUGUGUGAGUAACAGCACACUAACUAACACUAGCAGUCAUCACAUAGAGCGUGAAGCAGCAGAGCUGGACACCAGCAGCUUGGACUCUUCCUCCUUCGAUGACCUGUUCUCUUCUCCAGAGGUGGCCAGGUCUCUGACAGCUCCCCACAAACACUCCUCAAAUGGAGUGACAAGCACAGAGGAGCCCCUGUCAUCUCAUCUCACCUCAUCUUUUCCUUUCCAGAGCAGUGAGAGCAGCUUUGGGAACUGUUCCAUGUCAGACUCCCUAACUGUCUCCUCCUUCAGUAUCGCCUCCUCUGACUCCAGGAGCAGAAGCUUUCCCAGCAGCACAGAGCAAGAAUUCAGCUGCCACCAGUGUUGCCGCCUCUUUUCCACUUCCAGGGACCUGGUGGUGCACCAACGCUCCCAUGCCGGGGAGAGGAUCUACCACUGCCACCUCUGUAGGAAGCCCUUCAUCCACCCGCACCAGCUGAACACCACCAGCGGGUGCACCCGAGAGAAACCGUUCAGUUGCACUCAGUGCGGCAAGCGCUUCUCCCAGUCCAGCCACAUCAAGAGACACAUGAGCGUCCACACAGGGGAGAAGCGCUACAGCUGCAGCCUGUGUGGGAAACGCUUCUCGCAGGCCUGCAGCCUUAAGGUGCACCAGACCGUACACACCGGAGAGAGACCCUACAGCUGCACCAAGUGUGGCAAGAGCUUCUCUGUGCUGGGAAACCUGGUUCGCCACCACAGCGUCCACAUUGGCAAUGAACAAACGCACAAAGCCAUGAAGGGACUGACAUAGAGAGUAACCGGCAGUGUAAUGUGCAUAUGAAGUCAGUAGGGCUCAUCAUAUGUCUGUCAGAAUGUAUUUAGCAGACCUAUGCUGUUGUCAUUUAAUACACAUUUAUGUUUAACAAUAAAACAUAAACAAAA
Sebastes umbrosus (honeycomb rockfish) is the source of this 2424-nucleotide messenger RNA. RefSeq names its product zinc finger protein 629-like. NCBI's taxonomy places the organism in Eukaryota, Metazoa, Chordata, Actinopteri, Perciformes, Sebastidae. Bases 440 to 2293 code for a protein of 617 amino acids. Gene Ontology annotation, molecular function: DNA-binding transcription factor activity, RNA polymerase II-specific; RNA polymerase II cis-regulatory region sequence-specific DNA binding. Gene Ontology annotation, biological process: regulation of transcription by RNA polymerase II. The transcript is spliced from 4 exons. The record is from RefSeq and is a predicted model, not a curated record.